UUGGGUGAGUGUGUUAUCUGUGGGAUGGGGGUGGGGAGUUCAGAAUAACUCGUUGAUUGAUUCUUUUAGGAAGACAAUCUGAAAUCGGGCAUGGUGGUGCCUGCUUAAAAUUCCAGUUACUGGGGAGGCUGAGGGAGGAGUGUGGCUUGAGCCCAAGAAUUUUGGGACAUUCUGUGUGGCACAGUGAGACCUUGAGAGAGAGAGAGAGAGAGAGAGGAAGAUCCUAGGAAAGGUAAGAAACGAGGGGCCAAGGAAUGCUUGGAAGAGCAUCAAGUAGAUCAAGUAACCAUGACGGGGUAGAUUGUGGAGCUUUUAGGGAAGAAGAGAGAAGAAAACACUAUGCAAGACCUGGAAAGAGAAUGCAAGCGGAGAGAAAGCACGGAAAGACAGCAGCGUCAGCAGUGAUGACACCUCAGACUGCUUACCAUGCGUGAGCCCUCCUCUGUACUUUACACAUACUACGUACCGUGAGAAUAACUCAGUCACUCCGUUUCAUUUCGAGAACACCAGCAAAGAGAAAGAUGGAGGCAUUCGGAUAAGGCCACCCCUGCGCCACCCCUACGGCCGUAGCUAAGAGCCGUUUGUCUCCAAAUUUUGGGCUUGCCCACUCUGCUGUAGCACUCAGAGACACCGUACCAUCAGCGUACAGUCAUCAGCGUACCAGAGAGGCAGGCAUGCUUUGUUUACAUCGUGUUGACAGAGAAGGGAAGGUCAAGUGGCACAGUCCACAGGAAAGACUAAGACAGGGCCUAGUGACUAUCAAGGAUGUGUCCCUGUGCUUCUCUCAGGAGGAGUGGCGGAGCCUGGACCCCUCUCAGACAGACUUUUACGGAGAAUAUGUCAUGCAGGAAAACUGUGGGAUUGUCGUCUCUCUGAGGUUUCCAAUCCCCAAACUGGACGUGCUUUCUCAGCUAGAGGGAGGAGAAGAACAGUGGGCCUCUGGCCCCCAGGAGGGAGAAGGAAGGGACAUCCUGAAGGCCACAUAUACAGGAGAUGGAGGUGAACCCCAGGGUGACGCUCCUGCGCUGGAGGCGGGACCUCCCAGAACUGUACCCUGUGUGCCCAGUGUGUCCGAAGACACUGCUCUCUGGAACCCAGGGCAGGCUCCAAGCUGGGAGUCCGCGCCCAGGAGCUCCACAGGAACUCUCCUGAGCCCACGUUUCCUCCAGGAGGACAGCUUCUCUCACCUUCUACGUAGCACAAACACAGAUUCUCUCUUAAAACCACACACGUGCCCUCAGUGUGGGAAACAGUUUGUGUGGGGCUCCCACCUCGCCCGACAUCAGCAAACACACACUGGGGAGAGGCCCUACAACUGCCUCAAGUGUGAGAAAAGCUUUGGGCGAAGGCAUCACCUGAUCAGGCACCAGAAAACCCACCUGCAUGACAAGCCGAGCAGGUGUUCUGACUGUGGCAAGAGUUUCCGAUGCAGCUCCCACCUGGCCAGCCACCAGAGAGUGCACGCGGACAGCAAGUCCUGCAAGGGCCAAGAGGUUGGAGAGAGUCCCGGGGCUCAGUGUGCCACGCCGGUGCCAAAGUGCCACGUGUGCACUGAGUGUGGGAAGAGCUUUGGCAGGAGGCACCACCUAGUGAGGCACUGGCUGACCCACACUGGGGAGAAGCCCUUCCAUUGUCCUCGCUGUGAGAAGAGCUUUGGCCGCAAGCACCAUCUGGACAGGCACCUGCUGACCCACCAGGGGCAGAGUCCUGGGAGCAGCUGGGACAGACGGACCUCUGCUUUUUGAAAUCUGUCUCGUCUGUAGCUAUGGUCAUACCUGUCAGCCAGUGUUACCAGCAGUCACUGUCAGAGCUGCCUGUUUCCUGUACCCUGAGGGCGGGAACAUUUCUCACCGCUUCUGGGAGACAAUAUUUGAAAACAGAACAAAGUUUGGGGAAACGGGUGCAAAGUAUGUGUGCGGCUGUUCAUCCUGAACCUACUCUCAAGGGUGCAGUGGAACCAGUAGUGAUGGUUGAGGCCCAUUCUCAUUGGUUGGAGUUUAUGCAGUACCAGUUCCUAAAUAUUUACAGAGAGAGAAAGUGAAAGGGGCCGUUAGUAUAUCAAGGGCUCUGAGAACCUCCACAGCGGAUUUUUAUUCAUGUAACAUUUCCUAAGUUUGUUUGGCUCCAGGAUCUAUUUCAAGUCCUGCAGAAUGGGUGACUCCACGAAGUAUACUUCUGUGAGCAUUGGGCUAAGAUGAAAGGAAGAAACAGGAAAGAGAUGAUGGCCAGGCAUUCGGAGCCGGGGAGCAAGGGGCCAGACCUUCUCCUGUGGGUCCGCCUCUCUUCCCCGUGAUUACACACCUCUCACUCCUCCCUCUGCAAAAUACAGAGUGGCUUUUCACUCACAACCCGUAUUCCCCUUAUCCUGCCCAGCACACACACACACACACACACACACAUGCUCAACAUACAUCCCACAACACACACACACACACACACCCCACAUGCAUACACAUGCACACAUGCUUGACACGAACAAUACACACACACACACACACACACACACAGAGAGAGAGAGAGAGAGAGAGAGAGAGAGAGAGAGAGAGAGAGAGAGAGAGAGAGAGUUGAGAGAUCCUUACAGAGCUAAAGAAUGGACUUUAUAACCCCAAGUAAUGGAGGUCCACAGAGCAGGAAAAACUAUCCCCUUGAUCAGAGCUUUCUCUUAUCUGUGUUUUUGUGUCUGUGUGUGUAUGUGUGCAGGGUCUUUGAAGACAGCAUGCUCAGUACAAACUGUACAAGUUAGGUUUUCUAGAAAUUGUGUUCUAGGGAUAAGGGUAGUGGGGAUGGUGUGAGUUUUGGUUUUGUUUUUAACAUAUUCUGAGUGGUAAAGGGAGUCGUGGUACAAUGGUGUAACAAUGGCUUGAGUUGUGUACAGUUUUCCUGGAUAUUCCUGGGAUGUAGACAGUUGUGGAUUUGUAGAUCUAGGUCUGAAUCUCUGGGAGGAAAUCCUUUUUCCCUGCAGAGACAGAAAGGGGCAGUGACUUUUGGUUGUUGUUGACCUUGAGUGAUGUGACAGUGGUUUGUGCUUCGUGGGGGUUCUGUCUUGUUUUACGUGCUAAAAAAAAUCAGGAUGGGGUCACAGUGCCCCAGUUUGGCUUUCA
This is a messenger RNA of Apodemus sylvaticus (European woodmouse), 3101 nucleotides long. RefSeq names its product zinc finger protein 641 (gene Znf641). The record is from RefSeq and is a predicted model, not a curated record. The transcript is spliced from 4 exons. Gene Ontology annotation, biological process: regulation of DNA-templated transcription. NCBI's taxonomy places the organism in Eukaryota, Metazoa, Chordata, Mammalia, Rodentia, Muridae. Bases 675 to 1745 code for a protein of 356 amino acids.